GUCUAUACUGGAUGGUUUAACUUUACAAAGGAGAUGACAGAAGCAGUGAAGAAUAGUUCUGCUAAUAUAUUUCCGUUAAUGUACGAAGACUUGGUACUGGAAACAAAGACAAAUAUAACUAGUUUGGCAAAGUUUUUAGAAGUUCCAUACAAGGAAAGCUUUAUCAACGAAGUUGUAGAAAGGUGUAGUUUCAAAAAUCUUAAGGACAAUAAACGAGAUGUCUCUGAAAUAAUUCAACCUGACAAGAAAUCUACACUCUUUCGGAAAGGAGUGAUAGGCGAUUGGAAAAACUGGUUCACAGUUUCACAAAACCAGCAGCUUGACGAAUUUUACCACAAGGAAAUGAAAGAUGUUGAUGUAAAAUUUAAAUAUGAAUAUCCACAGUAAAAAUACGAAUUCUUGUUUUAUAGGAAGUGAAAGGAAUAUUUUGUUUGUACAUUUUUGUAUUGAGAGCGAAUGGAAAUACACACAUUGUUGAUGAAUUAGAUUACAAAAAAAGACAUGUAUGCACAAUCCAACAGUUUGUUAUAUUUCCUAUAUUGUAAAUUGGAAAUUUCUAGUAAAACCAUUACCUCAAAGCAGUAAGCUCUCAUAAAAUAGUUUUUCUAAUAAACAAUGACUGUCUCUAAUCAGAACCUUUUAAAGUGUUGGUAGAUUGUUUCUGAUAGCCACUAACGUAUGGACAUUUUUUCAAGAUACAGCUUCCAUUAAGAAAUAUACCUCGAAUUUGGGGCUACAGUGGUCAUCUCAGUACCAGAAUC
Molecule: messenger RNA, 761 nt
Organism: Mytilus californianus (California mussel)
Lineage: Eukaryota; Metazoa; Mollusca; Bivalvia; Mytilida; Mytilidae
Product: sulfotransferase 1B1-like
Exons: 3
Coding region: 34-387 (117 amino acids)
Biological process (GO): sulfation
Cellular component (GO): cytoplasm
Molecular function (GO): sulfotransferase activity
Source: RefSeq, a predicted model, not a curated record